Molecule: messenger RNA, 3276 nt
Organism: Triplophysa rosa
Lineage: Eukaryota; Metazoa; Chordata; Actinopteri; Cypriniformes; Nemacheilidae
Product: piggyBac transposable element-derived protein 4-like
Exons: 4
Coding region: 476-2623 (715 amino acids)
Source: RefSeq, a predicted model, not a curated record
AAGAAAAGAAGAACUAUUUGCUGCUGCAGACGUUGCUGCUUUUAUACCCGAUUAUAAACACCCUUUUUAGUCUUUCGAAGGUAGAGAAACUUAGAAAACAGUGGUCAAAUAUAUAUUAACACUUUACAUCAUAACCGCAAGAUUUCUCUGUAUCCGGAACAUUUUAGAAAGAACAGCUUACGGAACCUUGCAGCGUACAAUACUGGCUAACUUAACAGUUACUCUCAAAAGUUUUUACUCAGACGGAGCAGUUCACACUUUGUAGGGACAUUGUGACGUUUCUGGUUAACAACUUGUGAGUACUUUUGGUUAAAUAUUUUGUUUAACUGUUAAAGAGGUUCAAACGCUUGCUACUCCUUGAUGUGGGAAAACGUCUCUUUAAAUCUCUUUAAAACGUCUUCUUUAAAUCAUCUCAUCGUUGGAACCACUCUAGUUGUUCUGAAGUAACUUUAGUUGCUUAAAAAUCAAGAUUGCGAUGUCGUACAGACGUUGCGCUGUUUAUGGCUGUGUAAGAACAACGUCUUUGCAUAUGCUGCCGAAGGACCCAGACGUCAGAGAGAAAUGGAUUCAGUUUAUUGUUAAGAAGAGCCAUACUCAAAUCAAUGCUCACUUGCGUGUUUGCUCAGCACAUUUCACCAGCGGAUGCUUUGAAAACAAAUCGCAAUACGAUGCUGGCUUUGCACAAAAACUUUUGCUGAAAGAUCGGGCCGUGCCAACUAUUUGGGACCCAACUAGAAUCAAGCAAACUAACGUACAACAUACACCUGCAGUGGUUGAUCUACAUUUUGAUGAUACAAACCAAACUACAGAGAAUGACGUGGGGGAUGCUACAGACUACAACAGUAAAGGACUUGGUUUUUGUGACCAAGACAGCGUGGCUUCCAGUUUGGACUUCAUGUUUACUGGCGGUCUUGACCCCAUUCAAGAUUGGCCUUCAUCUGAGAUUGAUUCACCAGAGAACGUGGCCAGUUUACGUAAGAGAAAGCGACCCCGCUUGUCUUCCACAUCUGCUCCCCAUGAAAGGGGUGCUGGGAGGAAUGGUCAAGAUGAUGUCUCAGUCAAAACGUGGCAUAGUGGAGUUGAGUCAGAUGAUGUACCGUCUCAUCCUGUCUUCACACCUGUCCAAGAACCUGGCCCGAAGUUCAUAUCCAAUUCCUGCAACAAUCCCCUGAAGUUUUUCCAGCUGUUCUUUUCAAAACCCAUAAUGCAGGAAAUAGUCACAAACACAAAUGUCUUUGGAACCAAAUGUCAGAAAACAGGAAAGCGGUGGGAGAAGAUUACUCGGAAAGAGUUAGACUCAUUUAUAGCACUGGUCAUUUUUAUGGGACUGUUUAAGUGCUCUUCGCUGGCGGAUUACUGGCGAGAUUCAAAAUACUUCGGUCUGCUGUUUCCUGGCCGAAUCAUGUCUUACCAGAGAUUUCUGUCAAUCUUCAACGCUCUCCAUAUAAGUGAUAUCACAGAAGAUGAGGAGAACAGCAAGAAGAAGGGAACACCAGAGUAUGAACGCCUGGGUAAAAUUCAGCCCCUGUAUCAAGUCAUCAGGGAAGCCUGCAAGACUUAUUAUCAUCCCUUUCAGAACAUCACAAUUGAUGAAAGAAUGGUGACAUCACAGGCUAGAACGGGACUCAGAAAAUGCAUAAUGGACAAACCUACAAAUAAUGGGUAUAAACUCUUUGCACUGUCAGACUGCACCAGUCACUACACAUGGGACUUCUUUGUUUAUGAGGGAAAGUCAUGUGCGUCACAGAGCCAGGGCCUAAGCUAUGAGUCGGUUAUGGCAUUGGUGGAUGAAAAUAUGCUGGGUACUGGGUAUAAACUGUUCGUAGACCAAUUUUACACCAGCCCCACACUUUUCAGGGACCUUCUUCACAAGAGCAUCUGGGCCUGUGGUCCUUUUUGGGCGAACAGGAAAGGAUUUCCAAGACCAACAGUGAACGGUUUACCAAAGAACGCCCCACAAGGCACAAUGCGUUGGAUUAAGGACAAAGAGCUGCUGUUUGUUCGCUGGAAAGAUGAGCAGGAAGUGCAGAUGUGCUCCACCUUCCAUAAAGCUUAUGAGGGAGACACUGUGAAGAGGAAGGUGAAGAGAGGAGACAGAACAUGGACCUCUGUGGAUAUCCCCAUUCCCGCUCCGGUGUUGGACUACGAAAGGAACAUGGAGGCAGUGGACCCAUCCAAUUGCAUUACCGGACAUUUCAGACGUAUGCACAAGCCUAGAGAAUGGUAUCAGUCUGUCUUUUAUCAUGCUUUGGACAUUGCCGUUGAGAAUGCAUUCAUCCUGCAGGAAAUGACACCCAAGGCAAAGAACAAAAGGGCUUUGACGCGUAGGGCGUUCUUGGAAAUGCUCAUUUUAAAGCUUAUUGCAGGAGUCCCAGUUCCCUCAGCUCGUCCUUCUGCUGCCAACUCCACAACAAGGACACCUGCUACUUCGGCUCCUUCCUCACCUGCCUCAUCCUCAUUCCACAAUCCAAAGCACAUCAAACAGGACAGCAGUGCUGGUGGACGGAAGUGCGAGCUGUGUCAACAGGAAACUACAGUCAUGUGUGUGACUUGUGAUGUGAUGUUGUGCUUUCAGCCGCAUCGUGACUGUUAUAAUGACUGGCAUGAAAAGCAAGGUUUAUGAUUGAUGGCAUUGGCAUUGCACAUCAAAAUGUUAAUAGUAGUUACUGUUUAUUGUGGAUGCACAGUGACAUGUUAUGUUCAAAAGAAUUAUUUGAACAAAUCUGUUAAUCUCGUUUUGACCAAGGAAGUGCUUUUGUUCUUGCCUACACAUACACAUGUUUGUGUACUUUUUCAGUAAAAGCUGUAAAUUAAAGAAAGUUACAUAGUUUACAAGGCAAAUAGUGAGUCGAUUAAUCAAGUACCGAAUUUGUUGGCUAACGAUGUUUUUAUAGACACAUUGUCUGCUGAGAACUAGGAGCUGUCCAUUGUGCUGAAUCUAGUGCUGCUCUGAGGCCAUCAUCUUUUACUGAAAGUAUCAAGAGUGACAAAAAGAUGUUAUAAAAGGCAAAUGAGUAUAAGUAGAGACGAUAAACAUUAACAGACACUGCAUUGAUAUUAUGAAUGGGGAAAAUAGUUUUAAACAUGACAUUCAAAAUGAUCAUGUACAUCUCAUUAAGUUUGAAAUUAGCCUAUAGGUGAACAAACAUAUGGGCCAUAUGACAAUGAAAAAAGGGUGUAUGUUGUAUAUCUUGAAUGUGUGCAUACUGUACUUCACUGCAAUAUAAUAUAUGGAAAGACCUUAUUAAAUGACUGUUAGGUAGAUACUUAAUUUGA